Molecule: messenger RNA, 157 nt
Organism: Funneliformis geosporum
Lineage: Eukaryota; Fungi; Glomeromycota; Glomeromycetes; Glomerales; Glomeraceae
Source: the annotation of a GenBank genome assembly
AUGGGAAUGAGAGCAUCAAGAAGAUGUGAAUUAAGUUGUGGAGCUUUUUGUCACAGACUGCCUUGUAAUGCAGGGUGUAAUAAACAAUUGAAAUGUGGACAUAUAUAUGCUGGAGUAUGUGGAGAAUAUUGUCCUUCAGAAUACUUUUACGUUAUCU